CAUGCUUGUCCGGGCGCUGCUGGGCUGUCUCUGUGUGCUCUUCCCUCGUAGCUGCUGUCCCACAGUCAGAGUACACAGCUCUGAACAUUAAGACACAGGAAGUGAAAACACAACCUCAAUGUAAAAUUGAUAAAGUUUUCGACACUAUUAUGAACAAUUUGCCGUCGAUUUUAGAGUUGUUUAAUAAAAUACGACAUGGCAUUUUUAGUAACGAUGGCUCCCUCGAUUUCAACCAAACCAAGUCCUUAAUUAUGGACGUUGUGAAAACUGUCACCACAAUAGCAAACGUCCUCCAAGAUAAUGAAGCUAAGCAAUUCUCUCCAAGAGAUUUACAGAAAGUUGAACCGCUUAUUUCACUCUUUCUUCCCUUACUGCAAGUAACACAUUCUCAAAAACAAGGCAACGACAAUAAAGGUUCUAAUUCACUAAUCACUAAGCUUGAGGCCACAGCAGACAAGUCUUCAGUUCCACUGCAAGCAUCCUCAUUCCCAGUGGACAUCCUUCAGGAUCCACAGGAUUCACCUGCGUCCCGAUCCAUUCCUCCAGACCAGGCAUUCCUAGCACCAACCUCUCGACCAGACGCAAAGCAAGCAUCGUCACAGAUGGAAGCGGAUCUGACAACAACCACGAUGUUGCCACAGGUCUCACCUUCAUCCGCCCAUCCCGAAACACCAAAACACAGGCACUUUUUUCAGGAGGAGGAAUAUGAGCGGCUCACUCAGAUUCCUCAACACUAUGCAAAAUACCCAGGGUAUUUCAUAAGGCUCCAGAAAUAAACCUGCACAAGAGUACAUUGAAUAAACCCAACCGGUGUUCCUUUUACUAUGUCCCUUUAAGUCGCCUGUUACACGUCUUGGACACAGUGGCAUUAUUCAUGGAACUAUAGCCAUGGUGCGUGCUCUAUAGGCUAAUUCAUAAUUAACUAUGUCGAGCUUAAUGCUCUGUUCACUCCUUUACUGUUGGCUGUCAGCAUCCAGCACCAUGAUUCUCAGAUUGUCUAACAUUUGUAAUAAUAAUAUAGUUUGUGACGGUUGCUAAAAUAAUACAGCUAAUCAUUGCCUCAAACCACAAUUACUUUUCUAGACAGGACUUUCAAGGAAUUUAUGUCCUCAGAAAACACCUCUUAACCAAUCUCUUAUUACAUCUUUGGUCUUUUUGUUCUCUUGCUAAAAAUACUGAUCGACAUUCUACAAUAUCCAAUCUUAAUCCAGUGGAGUAUUCCUGAUAAGAUAAGCGAAAGUACAAAAGAAAAAUAUGCAAUAUUUCUUGUAGAUAACAAUGAUAGGAUAAAGUAAG
Molecule: messenger RNA, 1296 nt
Organism: Portunus trituberculatus (swimming crab)
Lineage: Eukaryota; Metazoa; Arthropoda; Malacostraca; Decapoda; Portunidae
Exons: 2
Coding region: 150-776 (208 amino acids)
Source: RefSeq, a predicted model, not a curated record